UCCCUCUUUUUUGACAAUUUUUUGGCUAGGGUUCUAAUCAUAACCUAGGGCUCGGAGUUCAUGAAAUGCCCCCUUUUCCAUCAUCAAUCGAGUCAAUUAGGUUUCGCUUCCGAGUUUGAAUCCCGUCCGUUUCCGAAUUGUCCCGGCGAAGGACAUGGAUUCCGAAGGGCAAAGGCUCCCGUCUAAUCCCCCGGCGAUGUUGUCGUCUCUCCUGGGCAAGAGAGCCAAGCUUCACGAAGAACUCCGCAGCAUCGAGAAGCAGGUCCUUCAUCUCUCGGCAUGCCCCUCUUUGUUUAAACCCGUAUAUGAGAUGGAGACAAGUUAUUUGCAGGACCCGAGUCAAUGUGGGAAUGUGCUGAAAGGUUUUGAAGGGUUUCUUUCUGCAUCUAAGAGUACAGCCCUCUUGAAGCGCUCGAGGAAAUUUCAGCCUGAAGACAGGCUUUUCUCUUUGUCUUCAGUCACCUCACCAGCUGCUGAAGAGCUUGCAGGGGGAAGAGAUGAUGGGCGAUCAGAUCUUGGAGCUGGGAGAUCUAAGGGGGGUAUAUAUGCCAAUGGGCAGGGAAAACCAAAGAAGGGAAGACCAACACCAAGAGAUGCAAAGAAAAACAGGGCUGCUGAACAAGAUUUUGACUAUGAAGAUGAUCCUGAUUUGACGUCCUAGAUUUCCAUGCUCCAGCAUUUAACCUGUCUUUAUAGAGGUUUUUCGAAACCAUAGUUUUAUGUAAAUUUGUUCUUGCAGAUAUAUUCUUUUGGUUUUUUUUACCCCCUUCUAUAAUUUCUAAAUACAAAUGGAAGCUGAAGUUGAUGGGAACGCCAUCUGAAUAUGUAGAGCUCCUCUUUCUUGGCAAAUGCAUAUUAUUUCCUCUUC
Syzygium oleosum is the source of this 868-nucleotide messenger RNA. RefSeq lists its product as uncharacterized. The coding region runs from base 155 to 661 and encodes 168 amino acids. Gene Ontology annotation, cellular component: histone acetyltransferase complex. The record is from RefSeq and is a predicted model, not a curated record. The transcript has 7 exons. Lineage: Eukaryota; Viridiplantae; Streptophyta; Magnoliopsida; Myrtales; Myrtaceae.